GCUUUUCCGCCUCUUUUAUUGUUCUUGGAUUGAUUUAAAGCUCUCCUUCAUUUCGAGAAUAUGAUAUCACGUUUACUGGGGCUGAUAUGGCUAUUUUCUCGCGUUUUUGCACAAGAUGAUGAUGCAUCUCCAACAGUCAUUGAAAUAAACUAUGGAUCAACAACGAAAUUGAUGAAAAUCGCAACGCCUACCGGUACUGCAACUAGUAUACCUACCAGGUCGUCUGCAAGUACAAAUAUAAAUACAACUACAACACCCUCGGCUUCAUCUACCCACAUCUAUCGAAUAGUAAUUCUAGUAGUAACAGCCGUCGUAUGCAUACCCUGCGGACUACUUUUGCGAAGAUAUAGACGACAAGGCUAUUUCUUUAGACCUCCAAAGAAACCAGAACGAAAACCAAAUGAUACACAUCUUGGGAUUGCAGAGUUGCCCCAAGGUAGAUAUCACGAGACGACGGAAUUGAUGGCGGAGGAUUUGCCGGGGGAAAUGGGAUUGGGUGGGCAUCAUGAGACGCUUGAGAUGGAGGGUUCUCUUUUACAGCCGAAGGAGAUGCCGGCGACGGGAUCGACGAGUAUGAAGUGGGGGACUACGAGCCCAGAGAUUCAAGGGUUUGAGAGGAAAAGAGGGAGUAUAGAGAUUUCGCCCUGUUGGACUUUUGUAUUUGUGUUGGGAAAGAGCGGGAUGAUAGUCUUGGGCUGGACGAUGAUGUGAAAUUGGCUUUGAGGGCGAACCCGAUGGCUCUUCGUAUGAUUGAAUGAAUGGAAAUACCCAGGACGGAAACACAGGUUUGUAACUAGGUGUGGCGUACGAGAGAAUCUUUGUAUAUAACGAACCAGCGACUUUCAUUAUUUCCAAGCGAAUUCAACCCAUCAGGAAAGUU
This is a messenger RNA of Botrytis sinoallii, 880 nucleotides long. RefSeq lists its product as uncharacterized. The record is from RefSeq and is a predicted model, not a curated record. NCBI's taxonomy places the organism in Eukaryota, Fungi, Ascomycota, Leotiomycetes, Helotiales, Sclerotiniaceae. The coding region runs from base 61 to 711 and encodes 216 amino acids. The transcript is spliced from 2 exons.